Messenger RNA from Mobula hypostoma (lesser devil ray), 3326 nucleotides. Its product is annotated as NACHT, LRR and PYD domains-containing protein 3-like. Gene Ontology annotation, molecular function: protein binding. Bases 107 to 3229 code for a protein of 1040 amino acids. The transcript has 11 exons. Gene Ontology annotation, cellular component: cytoplasm. NCBI's taxonomy places the organism in Eukaryota, Metazoa, Chordata, Chondrichthyes, Myliobatiformes, Myliobatidae. The record is from RefSeq and is a predicted model, not a curated record.
CUUGCUGUGUGUAAUUCAGGGCAUCACCAGCAGGUGGAGCUGUCCUGAACCGCGACCAAAGUGUAAACAAGACGACGACAAUCAACAAUCGCCAGUCACAAUCAGAAUGGACAAAGGUAGGAAAUGGAAGGGAAUAGGGAAACUGAAGAGGAUUUUACCAGGCGGAUCAUCGAGGGAAGAUGAUCGGGACACGGGAAACAAGGUACCAAAGCAGGGUCAGAUUGAGAGCAAUGUCCCAAUGGAAUGCGGUCCGGCCGCAGCGGAAGUGGAGCAAAUUCAGCCCAGAGACAGUGACGUCAGAGACACUGAGCAGGACCCUGGAACCGGUACAAGUGAGGCGACUGUCUGUCAACUCGGAAGCUCAUUGGACACGGAAUUGUCAAGUGUCCAACAAGGAGCAGAGCCAGGGUUUACAAUCUCUGACCUCCUGGCAGAGGGGGAGGAAUAUCGACUGUACCAACUGACAAAUUUCUACAGGGACAGACUCCAACAAGCGAUUGAAGAAAAGGUUGAAAGACUCGGCUGGAUGUUGACAAAGGAGGGACAUUUCAGUAGAGAAGAAAAUGAGAAAGUCACUGAGCUGACAGAGAAGGGAAACCGGGCAGAGAGUUCCAGACUCUUCCUCAGUUUGGUGAUGGGCAAAGGCUCCCAGGCUCGCAGAGCAAUGUGGGAAUCCUUUGUGACUUGGAGGACUGAGUUACCGAAGUUGGUCAGAAUACUGAGGGAAAUACAGGACCUCGGUCCUGAUCCACAAGAAUACAUAAGCAUUGGCGAAGGGUUAUCUGAAUUACCCACUCAACUGAUAGAUGUUCAACAGAAACACAAGGAGACUCUGCGGGUACAAACUGAAACGCUGAGAGUGAACACGAUCCUGAUGAGGGAGAAGGUGAAGGUUUUCCAGCUGGUUGAUCGAUACGCUAAGCUCACGGUCAUUUCUACUGUUCGAGAUCGGAGACUGGUGGAACAUGAGCUGCUGGCAAGAGGCAGAGACCACGAGGAGUGGAGAGAGGAACAUCUCCGCGGAGAGCUGGAAAAAAUCCGGACUGAUCAGUUGUUCCAGAGCAGCUUUUCCCGGAGUAAAUCCAAAUCUGGGAGUUCGGCAGCAGUGGCCGGAGUCGCAGGGAUCGGGAAAACAGCAAUGGUACAAAAGAUUGUUUAUGACUGGGCCACGGGGAAAAUAUACCAACAAUUCCAGUUUGUCUUCAGUUUCAAAUUCCGAGAUUUAAACUCCAUUAACUGCAGAAUAAACCUGAGGGAACUGAUCCUGGAUCAGUAUCCUUACUUUGGGAAUAUCCUGAGAGAGGUCUGGAAGAACCCAGAGGGAUUGCUGUUUAUAUUCGAUGGUUUGGAUGAAUUCAAGCACAGAAUUGAUUUUGCUGACAGUCGGAGAGAUACAGAACCCAAGCACCAGUGUCCAGAUCCCGAGUGGUGGUGUGAAGUGUCUGACAUUGUGUACAGUUUAAUCCAGGGCAAGCUGCUCCCAGGGUGUUCAGUGCUGGUGACCACCCGUCCCACUGCGUUACAUUUAUUGGAAAAGGCAAUGAUCAGUAUCUGGGCUGAAAUCAUGGGAUUUGUUGGUGAGGAACGGAAGGAAUAUUUCAUCAGGCAUUUUGAAGAUCAGACGGUGGCAGAAGCUGUUUUCAAACACGUGAAGGAGAACGAGAUCCUGUACACCAUGAGCUACAACCCCUCCUACUGCUGGAUCCUCGCUCUGGCACUGGGCCCCUUCUUCACACAAAGAGUCAGGGACCCGCAGCGAGUUCCCAAGACCAUCACCCAACUGUACUCCUACUAUAUUUACAACAUCCUGAAAAACCACGGCCGUGAGAUUGAGAACCCCCGUGAUGUGUUACUCAGGGUUGGUCAGAUGGCCUUCAGAGGAGUGUCCCAGAAGAAGAUUGUGUUUACAGAUGGAGAUUUGAUCAAGUACAAUCUGCAGCCUUCCCCGUUCCUGUCUGGGUUCCUGAUGGAGCUUUUGGAGAGAGAGGAUUCUGCCCGGAGCGUGGUGUACACAUUCCCACACCUCACCAUCCAAGAGUUUGUAGCUGCAGUCGCACAAUUCCUGAAUCCACAUCCCGGGGAUAUCCUGAAAUUCCUCACUGAGGCCCACAGCAUGACAGAUGGGCGAUUUGAGGUAUUUCUUCGUUUUGUUGCUGGUCUCUCCUCCCCAAUGACAGCUCGGGGCCUGGAGGAGUUUCUGGGUCCAUUUCCUCAUCAAACAACCUGCCGGGUGAUUGACUGGGUGAAGGAGGAGGUUAAACGUCAGAGUGGAAACACAGAGAGUGAAGCUGGUAAAAGGAGCCUCCUGAACACAUUGCACUACCUGUUUGAGUCUCAGAAUCGUGGACUGGCUCAGGCCGCACUGGGAUCAGUGGAAACACUUUCAUUCUGUGGAAUGACACUGACCCCGAUUGACUGUGCGGUCCUGUCUCAUGUCAUCGGACUGUGUGAUACAAUAAAAUACCUCGACCUGGGUGUUUGCAACAUUCAGUGUGAAGGAAUCCAGCGGCUGGGACCCGGGCUGCACAAGUGCCAGGAGUUGAGACUGAGUGGUAAUGAACUGGGAGAUUCAGGAGUGAAGCUGCUGUCUGCGGCUCUGAGGAACCCGGAGUGUAAAAUACUGAAACUGUGGCUGGAGGAUGUCGAUCUCACAGAUUCUGGUGCCGAGGAUCUCGCCUCCGCUCUCAGUACAAACCCAUCACUGACGGAGCUGGACCUGGGUUAUAAUAAACUGGGAGAUUCAGGAGUGAAACUGGUGUCUGAGGCUCUGAGGAACCCGGAGUGUAAAAUACAGAAACUGGAGCUGGACGGUGUCGGUCUCACAGAAUCUGGUGCCGAGGAUCUCGUCUCCGCUCUCAGUACAAAUCCAUCACUGACGGAGCUGAACCUGAGUAUUAAUGAACUGGGAGAUUCAGGAGUGAAACUGGUGUCUGCGGCUCUGAGGAACCCGGAGUGUAAAAUACAGAGACUGUGGCUGUGGGGUGUCGGUCUCACAGAUUCUGGUGCCGAGGAUCUCGUCUCCGCUCUCAGUACAAACCCAUCACUGACGGUGCUGGAACUGGGAUUAAACUCGCUGACAGACGGAUCUGUCCCCGCUCUCCGCCGCCUCAUACUGACCCUCCCGAGUCUGGAGCUGAUCCGGCUGUGGAACAAUCGGUUCAGUGAGACCGGGGAGAAGGAACUGAGAUCUCUGCAGGAACCCAGACCCGGACUGACAGUGAUCGUGUGAACAUCUGAAUGUGUGAACAUCCCCGCCCGCGGGAUGGGGACAUUUUGGCCGAUUCCCCACCCUCCCCUUUAACCCCGCCCCCCACCUUCCCCUUACC